AACAGAAGUAGGCAGAAGUCCAGGAGGGAACCUUUUAUAAUUGAAUAGGAUUGCAGUCAACAUCAAUUAUUAUUGUUAUCUAAUCACCUUUGAAAAACCUCUGGAAUUUUGUUCACUGUUCUAGAGUGGAAGGAUGCGACUGGCAGGCGUGCUGCGGGGCCUGGCCUUGGUCUUCACUUUAAUCACAACCUGGCUCUUUGCCACCACCUAUUUCCGCCACGGAAGCAUGAAAUCCGUCAACCUGAGAAGCUGGUUGGGGUCCAGCGAUGUGCCAACUAAAGCUGCAAAAGCCCGAUAUAAAUGCGGCAAUCAAAAAAGUUGCCCUGAAAAUUCCCUGACUUUCAAGAUCGUCAGCGGUGCAGCCAAUGUCGUCGGACCUUCUAUGUGCCUUGAAAAUACUGUAUUUAUGAGCAGCGUUAAAAAUAAUGUCGGCCGGGGUUUAAACAUUGCUGUUGUCAACGGAACUAACGGCCACCUCAUCAAGAUGGCUGCCUUUGAUAUGUAUUCUGGAGACGUUAAACAUUUAGUGAUGUUCCUAGAGGAUGUCCAAAAAGGUUCCCUCGUGCUGAUCGCCUCUUACGAUGACCCAGCCUCCAAGCUGAAUGAUCAAGCACGGGCGUUGUUGGCUGACCUUGGAAGUAGCUACGCUGCCAAGCUUGGAUUUCGGGACAACUGGGUAUUCCUAGGCGGGAAAGGACUCAAAGGCAGAACCCCAUUUGAACAGGUCCCUUUGCCAAAACCGCAUCAGGGUGAGGAGCAAGUGGCGGGAGAGGGGGGCAGAGAGAGGAAGAUGGCAAAAAUCCCCUCGUCGAGAAGAAACGCCGCGGGCACCCCUGGGUCCCAGCUGUGCCGAGCAGGUUGA
Messenger RNA from Sphaerodactylus townsendi, 862 nucleotides. It is a transcript of the gene FAM3D, whose product is annotated as FAM3 metabolism regulating signaling molecule D. Lineage: Eukaryota; Metazoa; Chordata; Lepidosauria; Squamata; Sphaerodactylidae. The transcript is spliced from 11 exons. The record is from RefSeq and is a predicted model, not a curated record. The coding region runs from base 134 to 862 and encodes 242 amino acids.